Centropristis striata (black sea bass) is the source of this 3562-nucleotide messenger RNA. Its product is annotated as rho-related GTP-binding protein RhoQ. Gene Ontology annotation, biological process: small GTPase-mediated signal transduction; cortical actin cytoskeleton organization. The record is from RefSeq and is a predicted model, not a curated record. The transcript has 5 exons. The coding region runs from base 468 to 1091 and encodes 207 amino acids. Gene Ontology annotation, molecular function: GTPase activity; GTP binding. NCBI's taxonomy places the organism in Eukaryota, Metazoa, Chordata, Actinopteri, Perciformes, Serranidae.
GCACCCACCUUGUCCACCAGCAGCAGCACAGUGCGCCAGCAGCCAGAGAGCAGGCGUGGGGCUCACCGGGGAGCAGGCACGACGGAGCGGCAGCAGCACGGGGAGGCAGCCGGGGUACUUCUCACAGAAAGCUCGGUCGGUUCAUGGUUCGAGGGAAGCCGCAGUAAGACCUCCAAGGACCGGGGAGGUUAAUUUUGUCAGCCGCGUAAAGGGGAACUCCUACACGGGCAAAUUUUGGGAGUACCGUAACCGGUGGUGGUGGUGGUAGGAGGGGGGAAAGAUGCAGUUCCAGUCCGACUCUGGGCGCCGCGCAGUCCGCCUCCGACGCUGGUGAUGCCCGGCGUGCGGGGAUCACCGCCCAGCAGCAGCAGCAGCAGGAGCAGGAGGAGCAGCAGGAGCAGGAGGAGGAGGGGGUCGGGACAACAGUGCGUCGGGGGGCCGAUGACGAUGGUGGUAAGGUCGGGAUCAUGGCUAACGGAACCGGCACCAUCAUGUUAAAAUGCGUCGUGGUUGGAGACGGUGCAGUGGGGAAGACGUGUCUCCUGAUGAGCUAUGCCAAUGACGCCUUUCCAGAGGAGUAUGUGCCCACAGUCUUUGAUCAUUAUGCAGUGAGUGUCAACGUCGGUGGAAAGCAGUACUUGCUGGGACUCUAUGACACAGCUGGUCAGGAGGACUACGACCGCCUGAGGCCGCUGUCCUACCCCAUGACCGAUGUCUUCCUCAUCUGCUUCUCCGUGGUAAACCCCGCCAGUUUCCAGAACGUGCGUGAGGAAUGGGUGCCGGAGCUGCAGGAGUACGCACCCAGUGUCCCAUACCUGCUCAUUGGCACCCAGAUUGACCUUCGUGAUGACCCCAAGACCAUUGCCAAACUAAAUGACAUGAAGGAGAAGCCCAUACCCACUGAGCAAGGACAGAAGCUAGCAAAGGAGAUUGGUGCAUGUUGCUAUGUGGAAUGUUCAGCUUUGACCCAGAAGGGUCUGAAGACGGUGUUUGACGAGGCCAUCAUCGCAAUCCUGACUCCUAAGAAAAAGAAGGGAGCUCUGAAAAGAAGACUGGGACCCCGCUGCAUCAACUGCUGUCUGAUCACGUGAUACAUAAACCCGGAGAUCAUUCAGCAAACCAACCAUAAACCAAACCUGGACUGGAGGCAAAAGACAGACAAAAGAAAAAUGCACAGACAGCAGAGUGAGACAAAAGAGAGGACUGAAAAGGACAAAACAAGAGCUACUUUUAAGCUGCAGGGCUCUUGAAAGGCCAUAACUCUCUCCUGCUGUCCAACACAGGUUGAGGAUGCAGUUUACUACCAAAGGAGCACAAAACUCAAGUCAGUCUCUUCUUCUAAAAGACUUUUCGCCUCAAAAGUACCUUCUUUUAUAACCAUUUGUAACCAUUUUUCCUGUAUAAAAUUGUUGUAAGCCGUCAUGCGAAAAAACAAGAAAUGGCAUUUCAAUUUUACAAGAAAUGUGCAUUUUAAGGAGUUCAUUUCAGUUAAUUUCUAUUGUUUUGAAAGCUAGAGUCUUGGUUUGUGCAUUUCUCGACAGAAGAAUAGAUCAGAGAAUGCCGAUAGAUAAUGAGAGGUUGACUUACUGUGAGUUACACUGUGACAGUGACCAGGAUACAUUUCUGGACAUAAGGGCCCAGAGUUUUGUGGUUUUGACUUAAUACUUGUGCUACAAAGGCUCUGUUGGCCCACAAAGUCUGUCUCCAAUUAUUUGUCGGUUACACCACACAAGGUGCUUAACGUUGUGUGGGAGAUAAAACAAAUCAACAGUGAGUGUAAUGCUGUCCAGACAACAAAUCUUGGACCUUGAACUGUAUUAUUUUAAGUCAUGUUUUCAACUUAUGAAAAUCCUAUUAUUUUAUAGUGUGGCAUGCCAAAACAUCCUGUAAGUUUGGGGCUGAGGUCUUCAUCAGGAACUGAAGAGGUCUAUUAUCCAUUUUUUAAAUAUAUAUUAUCCAGAGUUUAUGAUUCUAUAUCUCAAAAACAGAGAUGAUCUAGUCUGUGCAAAUAUUAUACUGUCAGCUGGCUUACUUUUUUCUUUCAAGUUUUGCUAUCCUGCAAUAAUGUGUUAUCAUUUUAAGGUUUAGAAGAAGAAGAAGAAGAGGGAUCUCAUUUUAGAAAUGAAACUCUGAUUCAUAUCCAACGUCCAAAGAAUCAAAUGCACAUUUUCAUCCAAAUCAGGUGGCUAAGGUGACCCAAUACUGUAUAUCUACUGCACAACAUGAAGCACAGUCAGCGCCACUUCAUUUCCCAGCACAACAAAGCACAUUCCUCUGCUUUUGAACACUCCUCUCCCAGAAAAGGCUGUUUGAAGCACAGAAGAUGUGCACUGUCACACCAGGCACACAUAUGAGCAUAGCACACUAUCUUACCAUGCACAAUAAUCGUCCCUAAAAUACUACAGAUACCAUUUUCUAGUUAAAACUGGAAAGACACUGGCUCAAGAAGGGGUUGCAGCACCUGCACUUAUAAAUUUAAAUUGAAUGAAAAUGUUUCCCAGUGGAGAUUUACACAUACCGAAAAUAGAUCGAGUAGCACAACACAAACUACUUUGAUGAAUUGAUUAUAAAUAAACUAUUCACAGCAUGUAGCUAACUGAACCAACCGACAACCUUAGCUUGAAGAACACAACUUGUCUUAAAUGAAGAGUAAAAGAUGAAAUAAUGUACCAUCUUCCACACAUCUGACCUGAUCCAUUAAAGUGCCCAUUAAAAAGUCUAUUUUACUAAAACAACACAUUAUAGGCACUUCAAAUUACAACAGGUUAUGCCAAUAACGCUAGACUAAACGACAUAGCAUUAUUGGCUAUGUAAAAUUACAUUGGUUAGGUUAGCAUAAUCUAAUAUUUCUCUCUCUUCUCUCUGAAUUUUAUGAAUACUAUAACUAGAGAGUGAUAAAUUAAAAUGUUCUGAUCGGCCACUGGCAGCCCAACAAACCGGGAAAUAUACGAUGUUUCUGUGUUUCUGAGCACGUAGUUUGCUACGUUCCAGUAGCUCUCUUGGGUUGUUUAGUCUAAUAAAUAAACAAAACUAGCUCAUUAAAUGUUUAGAAAUUAACUAUUCUAAACCUAUUUCCUUAAACUCCUAAAGGUCAUCCAUUAAACUUCUGAUUUCAAGUUCCCUCUUUAAACGAACUAAGACUAGCUUAAUUGCCAUGGUAACUUCGUCCUCAAACAAACUUAAUCCAAACAUGACAGAAACAAAUUAAAACACACCAAAACUGCCUUGGUUAGUCUUUUAACUGUUUCAACAAUCGCCAAAUCUAGUUUGGUUGAAACAAGCCGUUAAUUCACUGUGUUAGAUAUGAAAAUAUGCUGUUGCUAGCCUCUUCGUGCUACUGGGGUUAGCCACCUAGCACAACAAGCUAGCUAGCUUGCUAUCUAGCUAUCUACUUAUGUGGUAGAUAGCUAGCUAGUUGGCUAGUUGGUAACUUUCUUAGAUUUUUAAAGUAUUAACUUGAAACUAAGAACUUAAAACAGACUUUACAAACAUAUUACGUGAUGGAUUUACAAAUGGCUGGUGCAACCCUGUCUGAGAUUCAAUUCUUCAAGAGUUUGAAUUU